Messenger RNA from Mixia osmundae IAM 14324, 1901 nucleotides. RefSeq lists its product as uncharacterized. The record is from RefSeq and is a predicted model, not a curated record. The coding region runs from base 92 to 1852 and encodes 586 amino acids. The transcript has 5 exons. Gene Ontology annotation, molecular function: amino acid transmembrane transporter activity. Gene Ontology annotation, cellular component: membrane. Gene Ontology annotation, biological process: amino acid transmembrane transport. NCBI's taxonomy places the organism in Eukaryota, Fungi, Basidiomycota, Mixiomycetes, Mixiales, Mixiaceae.
GCAGUAUCGACUGACCUCCUGGCAUCGUCGGUGUCGAUACCAGACGCAUCUGGCACCCGGCUCUCAUCAGAUUCAAUAAAGCACGAGCAAGAUGUCUGAGCGCCCAGGUUAUAACUAUCCUGGUACGCCAGAUGGCACAGAUGUCAACCCUCAGCACUUCUUCCCUCCCCAAGCUGAGAACCAGGCGCCUUCGCACAAAGAAGAUCUUGAGAAGGUCGACAGCAAAGCCGGCUCUGAUGGCUACGAGCUCGCCGUUCUCGACGAUGCCACACCUCACGAACGUAGACGUAAUCACAAGGUUUACAUCGAAGAGGGCGAGCAUCUCGAGCGUCAGCUCAAGCAGCGACAUGUUCAGAUGAUCUCAAUCGGCGGUGUCAUCGGCACUGGUCUCUUCCUCGGAACAGCCAACGCCCUUCGACAUGGCGGUCCGCUCGGUCUCUUUUUGGGCUACACCAUCAUGGGCUCUAUCACGCUCUCUGUCAUGCUGUGUCUAGGCGAGAUGAUCUCGACCUUCCCGUUGCCCGGUGGCCAUAUCUCGCUCGCCAAGCGAUUCGGUGAUCCGGCACUGGCGUUUACGAUGGGAUGGAACUACUGGUACAAUUGGACCAUCGUCCUGCCUGCUGAGCUGUCCGCAGCCGCAGUCCUCGUCUCGUAUUGGAUCUCGGCCGAUAGCGUCAACCCAGGCGUCUGGAUCGCAGUAUGCCUCAUCGUUGUUGUCGGCAUCAACUUGGGCGGUGCCAAGUUCUACGGCGAGGCAGAGUUCUGGUUCGCAAUCAUCAAGGUUAUCACGAUCGUCGGUCUCAUCAUUCUCGGUAUCAUUAUCGAUGCCGGAGGUGUGCCUGGCCAGAAGGCUAUCGGAUUCCAGUACUGGCGCAAUCCAGGCGCUUUUGUGCAAUACGAGGAGAUCGGCGGCGCUCUCGGUCGCUUUGUCGGCUUCUGGACUGUGCUCAUUCAAGCCGCAUUCUCCUACAUUGGCACAGAGAUUGUCGCUCUUGCUGCUGGCGAGGCUAAAAACCCCCGUCGCUCGAUCCCCAAGGCAAUCAAGCGUGUCUACGUCCGCAUCUUACUCUUCUACCUUGUCGGUACUUUCGUAAUCGGCUUGAUCGUUCCAUCGAACGAGCCCGACUUGCAGCUCGGUUCCACUGCGGCAAAGUCGCCUUUCGUCAUUGCCAUCAAACACGCCGGUAUUAAAGGCUUGCCCUCCGUCAUCAAUGCUGCACUGCUCACGUCAGCAUGGAGUGCGGCUAGCUCCGACAUGUACACGAGCAGCAGAGCGUUGUACGCACUCGCUAUCGCCGGCAACGCGCCCCGUAUCUUUGCUCGAACCAACGGCUGGGGCUUGCCAUGGCCUGCCAUGAUCGUCUCCGUCGCAUUCUCGCUGCUCGCGUUCAUGUCAGCUGGUGCAACAUCUGCCGGCACAGUGUUCGGCUACUUUGCCAACAUGACCUCAGUCGCAGGCCUGCUGACCUGGCUCGGCAUCUUCCUCACAUUCAUCCAAUGGGAGAAGGGCACACGUGCGACCGGCCUUGACCGCAAGAGCCUCGCCUUCACCGCACCUCUCAUGCCUUAUCUCGCAUACUAUGGCGCAUUCAUGACCUCACUAAUUCUGAUCACGAACGGCUUCACUGUCUUUAUCAAAAUCGAUGGCGACUUUGAUGAUGCCACUUUCAUCACGAGCUAUCUGCCCCUGGUCAUGUUUGUCAUCCUCUACACUGGCUACAAGCUAUGGUUCAAGACAAAGUGGAUUCUACCGGCCGACAUGGACUUUAUCUCCAACUCGCGCGACUGUCCUCUCGAAGAUGAGGUUCCCCCUCGCAACAUCGUCGAGAAGGUCUGGAAUUGGAUCGCUUGAGCACCGCAACUUAUACAUGACCCGCACGCGCACUCCUUUUUUUCGUGAU